This is a messenger RNA of Fusarium venenatum, 1125 nucleotides long. NCBI's taxonomy places the organism in Eukaryota, Fungi, Ascomycota, Sordariomycetes, Hypocreales, Nectriaceae. The record is from RefSeq and is a predicted model, not a curated record.
AUGCCUGUCUCCGAACACAGGCCGUCCUUCCUUAUUGAGGCUUGGACCCUCUAUGCCAUUGGCACGUCCAUCAUCUUUGCCCGAUUUGCAGUACGCUUCAAGACUGUUGGAAUCCGUGGGCUGCAGGGCGAUGACUUCUUCUCCAUUCUAGUCCUGCUGUUCUAUACAGUGGACGCAUUUACAGUGCAUUUAAUUUAUUACCUGGGUACGAAUAUCGAAGGUGGAGCAGCAGCGCAGUUACAUACAUUGACCGCCGAUGAGCUCGACCAGUAUAUCAGAGGUGGCAAACUACAACUUGCAGCCUGGUAUGCCUACACGGCACUGAUUUGGUCCCUUAAGGGCACCAUGCUUUGCUUCUUUUCUCGUAUGACAAUUGGUACAUGGCACAACGUUUUUGUCAAGACAGUCUCUAUUAUUUCCGUUGUCUCAUACGCCGCGGUUUUCCUUACAAUUACCUUUGGAUGCUUUCCUUAUCACAAGAACUGGCAGGUUCUGCCACCACCUGGAUCGCAAUGCACCUUGAAGAUGCAGAACUUCUUGGUCACAACUGUACUGAACGUCUUGACUGACGGUCUUAUUCUCUGUAUUCCCUUGCCUCUUCUCUGGAAGCUUCAGGUCCCUAUACGCAAGAAACUCGUUGUUGGACUUCUCCUCUCUUCGGGCGCAUUCGUUAUCGCAGCAGCCAUUACUCGCGUUGUCCUCACCCUUUCUGCCAAUCCGUCUGCGCUUACAAUCAACUCAUGGGGUGUACGAGAGACCAUCGUCGGAAUCCUCACCGUCAACAUCCCUAUUCUGCGACCAUUGUUCUCCAAGGCGUUUUGGACGGGACAGUCUAUGACCAACGUCAGCUCUUCAUAUCAAGCAACAAGCCGAACCCGAGGUACUCGUGGUAAUGGAACUACAGACUUGGGCCCUUACGAGCUCACACCAAGUAUAAACGAGGGGGCCAAGCCAAGCGACAGAGGGAGCCAAGAUUCCAUCAUCCCAAAGAACAUAAAACUGGCCGAUAUCGUGGUCUCCAAGACAUACAAUGUCUCGCACGACAACAAUGUUGACAAUGGAUCAUGGUACGGCGAUCGAAACGGAGCUUCUAAGGCUUCUGUGCACGCCGAGUCCCCUGUAUAA